Lymnaea stagnalis (great pond snail) is the source of this 34846-nucleotide messenger RNA. The record is from the annotation of a GenBank genome assembly. Lineage: Eukaryota; Metazoa; Mollusca; Gastropoda; Lymnaeidae.
CCGGUAAACGAUCAAACGAAAUUAGAACACUGUCAACACUCGUGAAGAUUUUAAACCUUAAAAAGAACAGAACUUGCCAAAAAUCAUAAACAAUCAGUACAUUUAUAUAUAAUUUAAUACAUUUGAAAUAUGAACAGAAUAAAUAGUUGAUCGAAGUUCGCGAAUUUUUGUUUCUUCAUGCCCAACAUUUUUUAUUUUGAAUUUUAUUAGUUUAGGCCUGACAAACUACAAACUCGUACUACGACUAGAUUCAUAAGUAUAAGCAAGUCACAGCAAGUCAUCGGCAUGAUUAUGAUUUGGUCUUAAUCUCAUUCUGGCUCAUUACCACUGUAAGUUAUCAUGAACCAGUAUCAAGUGAACACAAAAAUAAAAUAUAGACUCUACAUCUACAAAUUUUAUAAAUUUUUUAUUUCCAUUAAAUUCAUUUAAUUAAAUUAUUUCUGACACUGACUGAUGGACAAUUUAUUGUUGACCAAAGAAGGCUCAAUGAAAAUGCCUGACUGUGGCUAUUUAUAAAUUAUCCUAAUUUUCAGUGUGCAAAAUCUCAUUCAUUAGAGCUUGCAGUGUACAAACACUAUUAAACCAUUGGUCAGGGCAAGUUUUAAUUAAUUAAUUAGUCAUGUGCAAAAGUUGAAAGAUCAAAAUGUUUUUUUAUACAAAAGUACCUGAUGAUUUCUAUAAUUUCACUGGACAUUUCACUAUAGUUUUACUCCCACUUUCAUUACCAAAAUAAGAAACAAAGUACUCUUCUGUGGAGGGGAAAGAUCUCUCCAGAACCCAUCCCCCUACUAUCUAAAUAGAAAAAAAAAAAAAAAAGAACUUGUAUUUAGUGAACACAAACAUAAAAAUAAAAAUCUUUUUAAUACAGCGAUAUAGACGGAAGAUGACCUAGGGGAACCUCAGAGACCUAUGUACUGUGGAAAAUCUUCUGUGGAGGGGAAAGAUCUCUCCAGAACCCAUCCCCCUACUAUCUAAAAAGAAAAAAAAAAAAAAGAACUUGUAUUUAGUGAACACAAACAUAAAAAUAAAAAUCUUUUUAAUACAGCGAUAUAGACGGAAGAUGACCUAGGGGAACCUCAGAGACCUAUGUACUGUGGAAAACAUCACCAGCCUUCCUGCUAACCCAAAAUUAACCAAACAGUUAAACCCUUAACUCACUUUUGGUUUCAUGCUAAAUGGCAAGCACAUUACACUAUUACACUUAAUAAUAUGAACAUGUGAAUUAAACAUGAAACAUGCCAACUUUCUUUUGCACUGUUUACACAUUUGGUUCACUCAAAAGAAAGGUGAAAAAAAUUGAGGAGAAAUUAUAAAAAUAAAAGCACUAGCCAGGGCAGGCUAUUUAAUCAUGGUUGAUCUUCUCUGGGUUAAUCUUAUUAAUUAAAUUUAAAAAGAUGAAACUAUAAACAGGGUAAAUGCUAACUACUAACUGAAACAAAAAAUAGUUACUUGAAUGUAGCAUAAUCUUCCUAAGUACCUGUACCGGUAAUCAAAGUGGGUCACAGUAUUUUCUCAUUCCCAUCCCCCCCCCCCCCCCCCCCCCACUCUUUUUGAACUCUUUACAUUUAUGGAACUCCUGUUCAUAUGCUUUAUUUAAAUCCUUAACUCCCUUGUCCUUCCAAAUUACAUUCAGCCAUACAAAAUACAUCUAAUUUGGUGUUUAAUUUUAUUUUUAGCAACCAAGAUGGAUUCAAAUGAUACCAAUGUUGAAGAAAAUGACCAAAAUGAACUAUUAGAGAAACUUCCAUUAGAUGUUGAGAGCCCUGAUGAUGAAUGUAAUGACAAUGAUAUGUUAAAAGAUGUUGAAGCAGAGGAAAAAAGUAAAGAAAAUGGACACAUCUUAUCUGGUGAAGCAGAUGAUAUUGCCAGACAGAAUGAACCUAAUCAAGUGAAUGAGUUGGAAGAUGUUACUGGAAGUGGUGAUUCCAAGGAAGUGGAGACCAACCAGGCCAUCUUUACUAAUGAAGAUAAAGAGGAUGUGGAUGAUGACAGUGGUGAAACACAUUUAAGAGACAUUAAUCACGAUCAGCAUUCUCAAAGUUCAUCAGUUCAUAUUAGCUCAUAUGAACUGCCUGUUGAAAGUUCUGAAGUUCAUAGAGAACAAAAUGCUGAAAUUUUAUCUGAAAAUAAUGUCGAGAAAGAAGACGAGCCUGGUGUUGAGAAUAAUAAUAUCAUAAAAGGUAUAAAAAAAAGUUAGUUACACUAGCUCCUUUAUAUAUGUAAUAUUACUUUAUUAUCUACACCUCAUGACAAAGUUUAUUACACAAACUUUUCAUUUUUUAUCAACAGAAAUACAAACAUAAAGUCAUUUAACAUUGUGCAAUUUAUAUGUCUUGAUAUAAUUUGUGAUGGAAAAAAAUGUCUUUAAAAGUUAGAAUUGAUGAGGAUAUUUAUAGCUUAAUUUCUCUACAAUGGAAAAAAACAACCUGCAAAUAUAUCAGUCAUAGUUUUAUUUCUGACUCCAAAACCUUCUGAAAAUGUUACAUUGGGAAAUGGCGUCAGCGGGCUGUUGAGUUAGAGCUCUUAAUGCCCUCCCCAAGGCACCACCACUGGGCCCAAACGCCGGGUCUCCCCGAUGCCCGAAAGUGCGGCGGCACACCAGGUACCUCCCACGGCCUGGGCCGCCCCCACCCGCACCCGCUCGAUUGGAUUUACAGAUGGAGGCCUCCCCGCCCGGGUAUGUCUGGUCGGCAGAAAACCCUGCGUUUAAAGCAUCCACAGCCAACACUUCCAGGGAGUCGGGAUGGUUCUUUAACAUCCUAAUAUCUGCCCCCACCCAUCCCGGGGAAGCGGCGGAUGCCCUUUAAGGAGGCUUCUACAGUGGGUUUCCACCCCGCAACUAGUUUGCGAAGUAGCUUGGUUGAAACAGUUGCCUAGGAGCAGCUUUCUCAGGGCUGCGUAUCAUCGGCUAGAGGCUUCCACCUUAGCCUCUUGCUUCAUAUCCAUUUGCGGCAACUUGUAAUCAUGAUCCCUACCCUGUCUCUGCCUUUGCUUCCAAAUGUAAAACUUCACAGUUGGCAGCCCUAUAGGUGCUGUUUUAUGUCUGGCAUGUACCAUCCAUGUACCUUGUCUGCCCACGCAGGACACGCAAAGGUGAUCUUGUUCCCAUGGCGUUCAUCAAGGGGGUCCGGUGGCUGACGCCUCCCAAUCGGUUAGCCAACACAGGCUUAUCAAGUGGAGCACCGGGGAGCCAAAACCUUCAUAGGAAGCUGUUGUCUGUUUCAUAUUAACUUAAUCUCUCUCUUUUGAACAUUUUAGAUGAAGAUGAAUACAAAGAGAUGUCAUCUUCGCCCAAUGAAGUAACUGCUAGAGCAAAUGAAGGGGAUACAGUAGAGACAUCACAAUCUCCAACAAUUACACACCCCCAGGAAAAUCACAAUACACAGCUUGACUCAUCAUCAGAUCAUGAGUUGGAUGAUUUCUUUGGAACUGAAAAAACUAAUGCAAGCAAACAUCACAGUCAGGAGGGUGUCUCGAGCACAGGAGAAUCAAAAAAGCCAAGAGACCAUCCAUACUUUCCUGCCCUUGAUAUUGUUGACUUGGAGACGGACGAUGAGGGACAACAGGAUGUAAACAAGGAUGAUGCAGGUGGAGGAGAUAAUCCUAAAGCCAGUGAGGAGGAUUUAGAUGAUGAUCAAGUUGAGGCACUGCCGAGUGAUGUGGCGGGUAAGUUAAAUUUAAAAACGUUUUUGUUUUGGUUGUUCAAAGUUAAUAUUUUCUAAGGUAAGAAUUGUACUUCAUUAACCUUCUUGAGAUGGAGCCUUUUUGGACUGUCGGUGCCAAGAAGACGGAACCCUUGUCACAAGCCCUUCACUUAUUUAGAUACAAAUUAAAAAUUAAAAAAAACUAUUUUACAAAUAUAAAACUAUAUAUAAUCUUGUAGGGAAUUGAAUGAACUAAUAAGAUCUUUAUGAAUCAAACUGAAACCUCAACAUUUAUGCAAAUGAGAUAUAUUGCUUUGCAUAAUUAAAGCAUGAAUUCUUUUUAACUUAGAAUAAAUAAGUCUUACUUGCAGAAUUGUGUUAAAUUUUAUGAUUAUUGAAGCCUAAAUAAGUUCUAACCUCUAUUUGAAUGAGAUUCAGUGUGAACAAUUGCAUAAAAUAUUCCCUUGGGGCUGCUUACAUAACAUAUUUUUAAAGACUCUUUAAGGGUCAUUAGGUACAAAAAAAAAAUUGAUAUAAAUAUAAAAUGACAGUACACCAUACACUAUCAGUGGAAGUCGCCAUUAAAAUAGCGAGAUGAGCAAGAAAUGAGAGAAGCAAUCUGAUUAACUGGUACAAAGACCAGCCAGCCAAUGCGGAGGCAUUUAUUAUUUGUCUUCUUCACCAUUAAACUCCAGCCGUCUCAAGAGGGUUAAGUAAGCUUCUUACUUAUAUUUAUUGGAUAUCAUUGUUGCUAUCCCAUUUUUUUGUUUUCAAGGGAGACCUUCAAUAUUUGUCGUGGACAUGGUUUAAUAUUUUCCUCCUUCUUUUUGUACUUUUUUACUUUAAGAUUUUUUUAUUGAUAAAAAAGUUGUGUUUACACUGUAUAGCCUACUACAUUUUUAUUCUUGGCUAUUUUAAAGUGCCAUAAAAAUAAUAUGUUCAAUCUUUAAAAAAAAAAAAAGGAAGAAAGAAAUAGUUCUGUACCCUUCAUCUGCAACACCUGGAAAUUAGGCCACCAAGAAGUAAAAUCAAAGAUUGGUUUGAACUUUCCUUUGGUUUACUUCCAAACAAGGCUCACCUGAGCAGCAUUUUUCAGUAUAGUUGAAUAGGCAGAAAUUAUAUUUUCUUUUGAAGUUCACUGUUAAUAUCCUUAACAUUUUUGUUUUCUGGGAGUAGUUGGUGAAUCAAGCUAAUAUUAUGAUCUUUAAAAAGAACCAAUUCUGAAUGUGGUUUUCUUAGUUAUUGUAAUGUAGGUGAAAUGUCUGACUUACUAAUCUAAAAUUUGCUUUUCAUUUGUUUGUUUUUUUAUUAAACUCUGAAUGUUUCUGUGUUAAUUAUAUUAACUAAGUUAUAAUGUUAAGAGGAAUUUUCUUCUCAAUAUAUUUGUACUUAACAAAAAUAAGCCAAUUGUACACACCAUUUGUGAGUUGUACUUCCUUCACAUUACCACUUUAGUCUGCCUGUUCUUAGUAGUCCCCAAGUACAGAAAAAGAGCUUGAGUUUUAGACUUAACUGCACACUUAUGAAAACAAUGUCUCUCACAAAAAGGAGGGAGAUGAUUAUUAGACCUGAGAAUUCUUUACCAUCUCCAAACAACCAGUUUGGGAUAAUCCACAGUUCCACUGGCUUAAUUAAAAAUAUGAGUAUUGUUAAAUAUUUUAAAAAAUGCUGCCAUUUCGUCAAUGUUGACUAAGUAUUCAUAGUUUUAUGAAGACAAAAAAAUUGUGUACAUUUUUGGUCAUUGAAAAGAAAAAUGUCAAGUUUUAUGGCGGGAUGGCAUGUUAGACAGCGUGAUUCAUUCAAGAGUACAUGAGUUGGCUUGUAUUAUCUGCCAGGCCAUGGAACUGUCACAGAGCCUAACACAUCCAUACACAUUGAUGGGAAUGGGGUUGAUAGGAGGAAUCCCAUGAUGGACAGUCCACGUCUAACAAGCAAGGAUUACCCACUCAACUAUCAGAACUAUAAAGUUUGUAGAGAGGUUGGUCAUGAUGAACAGUGUUUCCCAAAUUAUGAUGCACAUGCACCUACAAAAGGGGAUUUUUAUUUUCCUCCUUGUUUAUUAAAAUAUUUAUAUUACAUUUGUUUCCAUAUUUUAAUGCACAUUUCUCUUAUUUAUAUAAAUAUUUGUUACAUUUUAUUUGAUUUUUAAGAGCAUUUUAUUUAAGAUAAUUUAAUCUGCCAUGGUGCAUUAUUACCUUCCCAUGUCUCCAAUUAUUCUUAUCUGAAGAGGUGUAUCCUGGCAAUAUCAUUGUAUCCAAAGGGGUGUGUGCUUCAACAAAUUUGGGGAACAUGCUGCUUUGCAACAUUAAUUAUGGAGCUAGAGUGAAAGUAUGAGUAUGAUGAGUUUGGCUUAGAAAGAAAUAUGUAUUAUGGGAGACAGACAACAUAUGAAAUGACAGGAGUAUGGGGAUUACAGACCUGUUUACCCUCUAACUCUUAAAAUCGUACAAUAUCAUCACAAAAUCGUUCAAUACCUUAUAUUUAGAGUAAAAAAUAAGUAUACAGUAUAUAUGUUUACACCUCAAAAUCGUACAUUGUACGCCAAAAUCGUAAGAGUAAACAGGUCUGGGAUUAGGAUGCUGGAAAUAAGGGGGAUAUUAAAGAGGUCAGGGUCUGAUUAGAAAAAGGAAGCAAACAUUAAGUGUGGAACUUAAUAAACCGUCACAGAAAGUUUAAACUGCUCAACCACUGAAUAAAACUAACAUAGGUUUUGAAACAAAUAAAUUUUUAUGCAUUUAAAGGUUGGACCAAUGUUUAUAUUUUUGUAUUGUGUGCACAGUCAUUAUAAAAUGGUAUAACAUAAAUUAUUGCUUUGGAAAUGGCUGAUUGCGUAUUAGAAGGGAAUGAAUCCCAGUAAACAGAUUAACAUGUAAUUGAAAAGCAGCUCAUAUUGCGAAUUGUUUCUGUGUAGCUGCAGCCUGGAGUUGAGGAGUGUCUCAUCUUAGAAACUGGUGAGCAGAUUGUGUGCUUUAAAGAUGCUAAAACCACUGUCACCAGUUCCGAGGUAACCUUGACCAGAACGGGUUUUCUUGCCCAGCAAGAAUGUGGAAGUGAUCACAGAGUCCAAGACGACACCCACGACACUGCAAAAAACUCAUUGACUGAAAAAGCAGAGUUUCAUACCCAGAUGGGAUGGCCAGCUGGUGUAGAAACUGAUGAUGUGAUGGAAAACAUGAGCUCUGAGAGUGACAGUGACCAUUCAGAACAUGUGGCUCAAGAUAGACUUCUGAGGAGUGACCAGAGCUUUUUCAUCACGGAUAAAGGGGUCCCAAUAAUGAUGGACUACACAGAGGAUGAUGAUGCUGCAGUUGACUUAAUUUCAAGAUCGCGACACCAGGAAGGUCAGAGAUAUCAAAACACAGCAUGGACCAGGCGUGCAGGUCAUGGCAGUGCCAGGAAGGAUGAAGAAUUUGUGGGAGAUGUUCUCUGUGGUGAAUGGAAGAGGGGAGACGAUCCUCUGCGGGCAGCUGAUAGUAAGUAGGAUGGAAAUUAAUGUUUGUACCAUGCUCCCAUACUUUGGCUCAUUCAUUAAAUAUCUGUUUUUUGUACACCCAACCUGUUAUACCCUGGCUCAUUUAGCAAAUACCUGUUUACUGAAAACCCAUUCCAUUUCAUCUUGGCUCAUUCAGGAAAUACCUGUUUACUAUUCACCCAAACCUGGUUUAAUUUGGCUCAUUCAGCAAAUAUCUGUUUACUGAACACCCAUUCCAUUUCAUGUUGACUCGUUCAGGGAAUAUCUUUUCUGUUUACUGUACAACCAUGCUAUUUCACUGUGGCUUCUCCAGCAAAUAUCUGUUGACUGUUCACCCUGACUGCACAUAGUACAAUCAUUUGUAUGAUUAUAGCUUGGGUGCUUGAUUACUGCAGUGUGAAAUAAAUAUCCAAUAAAUGUUUCUAGUCUAUGGCAUUGUUUCCUGACUUGGAAUAAAGGAGAUUUUACACCAAAAAAAUGCUUUCAGAGCUUUGGAGAAGAGUUAAAAUGGAUUUUUACUAUUUUUAAAGGGGUGGGGGGGGGGCACAAUAUUUGGAAAACUUUACGAGGUACUGUUAGAUAGCCAAUAGCCAUAGUAACUUUAAACCACAUACAUAAAAGGGAAUUUUUAAAAAUAUAUUUUGAAUAUAAAAAUAUCUGUGCAUCCUUUCAAAGAAAUUUUUUAAAGACUUUUGUGAACAAGAAUCACAUUUUGUGAAUUCUAAUCUUUGUAAAUUUCAAAUGAGCUAAUCAUUAAUUUCUAGAUGAUUAAGAAAUAUGGAGACAUAUAGCAAUAAUGUCCUUGGUGGGUUUAUAUUAAAAUCUAAGUUGUUUUGGUAUUGGUUUUAAAUGUCAACCAUCACUUUUGUUUUCAUUGUGCAGUAAUCCAGCAUGCUUAUGUAAUGCAACCAUUGCAUGUUUCAUUUGUAAAGCAAAAUUAUUAUGAAGUGCUUCCUGGCAAAUACUUAUCCAAGUUAUAUCAUGCCAAUUUGGAUCUGAGUUGUUCUUAAAACUUUUUAAAAAAUUUGUACUUAUAUAAAUUAAUUGUAAAUUCAUCUGAAAUGAAUUCUUCCACAAUUAUUUUUUAGAUCCUGAGUUUUUCAAUUUGAGUGAGGCUUUUGUUUUGCCUUCUAUUUUAUUCCUAUUGUUAUCCCCUCUAUUUUUUGUUUUGUUUGUUUCUUUAUUAAGCUCCAUAUCAAGUUUUGCAUCUCCCAGUAAUGUGAUAGAAAUAAGGACUAUUUCUUAUGUUAAAUAAACUUAUGCAUGUGCUUCACAAUGUUCAAUUCAUUCUUGUAUGAUCUUAUGGUCUGCUUACCAGAGGCGUGAUUUGAAUACAUGUAUGUGUAUUUUCAUGGCUUAAAAUUGUUAUAUUUGCUUUGCAUUCUUUCUGUCCCUCUAUUACAUUAUUGUUUGUGGGAAAAUGGCUUUGUUAUAUUUGAGCUUAAUUGAUUAAUUUGGAGGGGAAAAAAGCCAUAUCCAGCCUUCCAUUUAAUAGAAAUCUGUACCUACAAAAAAGACUAAUCAAAAUAUUUAAAUCAGGAAGCAUGAAAUUUACAUAUUGUUUUAGUUUACCACAAUUUUAAAAAAUAACAAUUUCAUACUAAUUCACUUACAUAAUAUAUCACAUAUAUAAUUAAUUAAUUAUAUAUAUAUAUAUCUAUAUAUUUAUAAUAAUAUAGUAAGGUAUUAAAUUAUUAUAUAUAUAUAUAUAUGUAUGUAUGUAUAUAUAUAUAUAAUUAAGAUUUUAUAAAUUGUCCUUGUUUUUGUUUUUUCCCCACCUAUAUCCCAGAUAUUCUGUUGUGAAACACUUUUAAAAAAUGGAAUUGGGCAUUUUUUAAAUGCUCUUUUCUGAUUUAUUUAUUUGUAAUUCAAUACAAAAUUUUUUUUUGAAGAUGUAUGCAAGUGAAAUAAUUUUGCAUAGGUAUUUGAUGCUGUUCUGAUGUUUGUUUCCAUGAUCUUGACAGGAGAGGAACUAGUGCAGCCAGACGGGACACAAAAACACAAAAUCAAGAAGUAAGUUAUUGAAAAUUUUGUAUCAAUUAAAAAAAGAAAAAAAUUAUUCAGGAUCCUCCUGUGUAUAAUUUUAAAUAUCUAUUUAUUUUAUAUUUAUUUAAAAGUAUUUAAUUAACAAUAUUUUAGCAUUUUCACAUUGGUUUGAAAAGUAAAUAAAGUGUAUAAAGUUCUUUGUAUAAAAAGCCUUACUUUUAAUUUUGACAGACUUUAUUAGCACCCAUUAGCUUAAGAAAAUUUAUGCUAAAAAUAAUAACCUGGUUCCUGGCCUGCCAAUUAAGAUCAAAACUUAAUAGCAUGGGGGACAUUGUUAAAUGCAAAUGAUCCUUAAUAUGAUCCUCUUCUGUAUGAUUUUGGACACUGCAUCACUGAUUCCCUACAUGUACGAUUGAUUCUCUGUCUACUUUUUAUCAUUUAUUGAACACUAACUUGUUAGCGAAAUCAGAUAUUUAAAACACAUGAUGCUAUAUAAUCAUCAGUAACUUAAGAUGUCAUCAGCCUUGACCCCCUUCCUUGUAUCUAUGUUAGGAUGGAUACAGAGGUCAUCACUGAUCCAUUCCAUGUAGGAUUGAAUCUCUCUCUGUACAUUUGAUCACUUUUUUUAACACUGACAAGCUAUAUAACUCUGGAUACUUAUUUCACAUGAUCCUAUGCAAUCCAUCAGUAGCUUAGAUGUCAUUGACCAUGACCCAAUUCCAUGGAACUGUAUCAUGAUGUGCAUUACGAUCCCCGCCAUGUAUGAUUAAUUCUCUGUGUACCAUUGACCAUCCGCUUACCACUGACAAAGUUUUAGAACUCACUUACCUUAUACACAUGAUCCAAUGUAAUCCUUCAACGACUUUAAAGCCAUUGAUUUUGCUUGUACCCUUGCUAGGUUCUUUGAGCUGCAACCCGAUGUUAGUGAAGAGAGCACAGAGGAGACCGCUCUGGUCUCUGAUGUCCAUUCAAGUAAUAACAACAACAACAAUGGUGAAGAGGAACAUCAAGAAAAGGACACAAGCAACAAUGCAAACUACAGGCAUCAUGGUGAUGAUUUCCAUUAUGUCAGGGAAACCCACAGGAACGGUGCUAAUUUUAGAGCCGCUCAGCAGAUGCCUGAGAGGUAUGUACACAUUAGUGUAUGUUAACUGUUGAUAUGCUACCUGAGUCCAUUAUUUUUUUUUUUUUUUUCGUAUAUUUCUUUUACACAACUUGAAUGCAUUCCAUCAAUUAUUAUCUUUAGAUGAAAAAAAAAUGUUUUUUUUCAAGAAAUGUUUGAUUAAAAACUAGAAUAUUUUUAAAUAUGUUAACUGUUGAAAUGCUACCUGAGUCCAUUAUUUUUUUUUUUUUUUUCGUAUAUUUCUUUUACACAACUUGAAUGCAGUCCAUCAAUUAUUAUCUUUAGAUGAAAAAAAAAUGUUUUUCUUCAAGAAAUGUUUGAUUAAAAACUAGAAUAUUUUUAAAUAUAAAUCUGAAACUUCCGAUGACAAGAAUUAAAAAAUUAAAUUUCAUAAAUCACCAUCUCAUCAUAUUAUGGUUUAUGUUAUUUAAGUUUGUUAAGGUAAAAGCAGAAAAAUUAAAAUAAUUCUUCCAAAAAAUUAACGAACGGCUGUACUGUAUUUCUUUAAGAGAUUCCCUUAUAAUUUAUCAUUAUAAAUAUUGUGACAAAUUGUCUCUAAAAAGAUAUUCUUCCUAAUCUUCCCUUGUAACAUUGGCUCUCUUUUAGUGCAAGAUGGCUUUACAUACAGUCCCUCCUUCUUCCAUCUAAGUCUAUCUUGUCUCUUAUUUACAUGCUGUAAAUCUCUUUCAGGACCUACCAUUCCUCAACAGCCUACAGCAGCCCUACUUAUGGGGGCCACUCUCACGAGCACGGGGUUCAUUGCUAUGUCGGCUCAAGAUUGGCAUGCUCUAGAAACUACAACCAGGCACUUCACAGGGGAAGUUCAUAUACAGACAGUAGGGGCAACAGGUCUAGAGGUGACAGCAGUUAUUACAGGUGAGUUGUUGUUAUUCAUAUGCAUCAAGAUGUCACUUGACAUGCCAUGUUAGUUUUUAAACAUUAGUAAGAUGUCACUUGACCAUGCCAUGUUAGUUUUUAAAUAUUAGUAAGAUGUCACUUGAUCAUGCCAUGUUGGUUUUAAUGUUAGCAAGAUGUCAUUUGGCAUAAAAUGACAUGAAUUAGAAAAGUAGAUGCUUGGCACAGCGUGCCAUUGUCAGUUUGAAUGCAUCAAAUCUUAAAAUGACAUUGGAAGUUAGAGGUCAUCAAGAAAGAUAAAGUGUCUAGAUUUGUAGGAAGAUAAAGUGUCUAGAUUUGUAGGAAGAUAAAGUGUCUAGAUUUGUAGGAAGAUAAAGUGUCUAGAUUUGUAUCUUUUGCAGAUAGGACACCAAUAAUUAACAGAUAAUUUUAAAGAAUUAUCCAUUUGAAAUUAAAUAAAUAAAACUCAAGACAAAUAUUGAUUUUACAAGUUCUACUCUGAUUUUAAACAAAUAACAACCCAGGUCAGCCAAUACGAGUUCAGGUGACACAUCCAGGCUGUCGACACGUUACACACACAUUGAGCGCGGGAUCCCAAGACAAGAUGCACACGAGUCUGUCACUGUUCCCAAGUUUAAAACUCUCCAUGACCAACAGGUAAGAAAGAUUUUUUAAUCAAUAAACCAGCACACAUGAUUAUUCUGAUAGAUAAAACAUCCAUACUUAUAUUUUUUUUAAAUACAUGUACCAUCACACAUGAUUUCUUAAAUAGACCCUCACACAUGAUUAUUUAAGUAGACACAUAUGAUUAUGUAAUUAAACCCUCACACAUGAUUUAAAUAGACACUCACAAAUGAUUAUGAAAAAAAACAACUCACACAUGAUUAUUUAAAUGUACCAUAACAUGAUUAUUUAAAUAGACCCUCACACAUGAUUAUUUAAAUAGACACUCACAAAUGAUUAUUUAAAUGUACCAUCACACAUGAUUAAUUAAAUAGACCUUCACACAUGAUUAUUUAAAUGUACCAUCACACAUGAUUAAUUAAAUAGACCCUCACACAUGAUUAUUUCAAUAGACCCUCACACAUGAUUACUGAAAUAGUACAGUCAUUUUAAAAGUCCAAAGCCCACAACUAUUCUAAGGACCAAUUCACAUAUUUAUUUUAAUAUACCAGCAUAAUGGAUUAUUUCAAUAGAUCAGGACAUAUGAUUAUUUUUCUACUUGAAAUUCUAAUAUUUAGAUUAUUAUUAUUAGGUGGUUUUAUAAAGUGCAGUACCCCAGUCUAGGGCUAGGUUCACUGCUCAGUACUCCAGCCUAGGGCUAGGUUCACUGCUCAGUACUCCAGCCUAGGGCUAGGUUCACUGCAGUACAUCAACCUAGGGCUAGGUUCACUGCAGUACAUCAGCCUAGGGCUAGGCUCACUGCUCAGUACAUCAGCCUAGGGCUAGGCUCACUGCUCAGUACCCCAGCGUAGGGCUAGACUCACUGCAGUACAUCAGCCUAGGGCUAGGCUCACUACUCAUUACCCCAGCCUAGGGCUAGGUUCACUGCAGUACAUCAGCCUAGGGCUAGGUUCACUGCAGUACGUCAGCCUAGGGCUAGGUUCACUACUCAGUACCCCAGCCUCGGGCUAGACUCACUUGCAGUACACCAGCCUAGGGCUAGGCUCACUGCUCAUUACCCCAGCCUAGGGCUAGGUUCACUGCAGUACAUCAGCCUAGGGCUAGGUUCACUGCAGUACGUCAGCCUAGGGCUAGGUUCACUACUCAGUACCCCAGCCUAGGGCUAGGCUCACUACUCAGUACCCCAGCCUAGGGCUAGGCUCACUGCUCAGUACCCCAGCCUAGGGCUAGGUUCACUGCAGUACCCCAGCCUAGGGAUAGGCUCACUGCAGUUCAUCAGCCUAGGGCUAGGUUCACUGCAGUACAUCAGCCUAGGGCUAGGCUCACUGCUCAGUACCCCAGCGUAGGGCUAGACUCACUGCAGUACAUCAGCCUAGGGCUAGGUUCACUGCGCUUCACAUAAAAAUUAGCAAUUACAGAAACGUAUACAUUCAUAAACAACAAUUUGUGAAAAGCUUGACCUCACCCAUCCAAGUACUAUUUACCCUGGUCUAGCCAUGGACAGCACCCAGCAGAAUCGGGUGUUGUUUAUCAGUCGGAGGGUGGUGAGAAUGAGGUGGUAUAGUAGAGUUUGAAGAGAUGGGUCUUGAGGGCAAUUUUGAAGGCAGUUUUUAAGGCUGUGAUAGUCGUUAUGUUGCGGAUGUGUAAUUGGAGAGAAUUCCAUUGUUUUGGGGCACAGAAAGAGAAAUAUCGUUCACCAUAUGUUUUAGUGUUAGUGUGUGUUCUUGGAACAGAAAGAACAUGUGUGUCUGUGGAGAAACUAUGCUUUCGAAAGGGGUGAAUAGACAGUAAGAAGUUCAGUAAGAUAGGAAGGGCAAAAACAGAGAAAAAGUUGUGACAGAAAACAGACAGCUUGUAAUCAAUGCACAUCUGUAUAGGGAACCAAUGAAGGGAGUGAAGUAGUGGAGUGACGUGAUGACCCUGGAUGCGACAUAUUACCCUGUAGCUUUUAAAGUAGUUUCCUUAAUUCAUUUGAUGGAUUCAAAAUUCUUACAGGUCAGCUGGCUGGACAUGUUCAAGAUGAUCGAAGAGCAGCACAAAUGUGACCUCCAGUCUCAGUACCAGGAGCACCAGAAGAUCCUGCAGGAGAUGCAGAGGAACAUGGAGAGGGAACUCACCAAACAGCAGGAGACCCUGAAGAAAAGGUUGUCUUCCCAUAGGGAAGUGAGUGGCUUCUUACAACUCUUUCAUGUCGUAGUUGGCUCAAUAUGAGUGGGAGAUUUACUGCUAGGGAGUUGAGAGUCUGUUUGGCUCAGUAUGAGUGGGAGAUUUACUGCUAGGGAGUUGAGAGUCUGUUUGGCUCAGUAUGAGUGGGAGAUUUACUGCUAGGGAGUUGAGAGUCUGUUUGGCUCAGUAUGAGUGGGAGAUUUACUGCUAGGGAGUUGAGAGUCUGUUUGGCUCAGUAUGAGUGGGAGAUUUACUGCUAGGGAGUUGAGAGUCUGUUUGGCUCAGUAUGAGUGGGAGAUUUACUGCUAGGGAGUUGAGAGUCUGUUUGGCUCAGUAUGAGUGGGAGAUUUACUGCUAGGGAGUUGAGAGUCUGUUUGGCUCAGUAUGAGUGGGAGAUUUACUGCUAGGGAGUUGAGAGUCUGUUUGGCUCAGUAUGAGUGGGAGAUUUACUGCUAGGGAGUUGAGAGUCUGUUUGGCUCAGUAUGAGUGGGAGAUUUACUGCUAGGGAGUUGAGAGUCUGUUUGGCUCAGUAUGAGUGGGAGAUUUACUGCUAGGGAGUUGAGAGUCUGUUUGGCUCAGUAUGAGUGGGAGAUUUACUGCUAGGGAGUUGAGAGUCUGUUUGGCUCAGUAUGAGUGGGAGAUUUACUGCUAGGGAGUUGAGAGUCUGUUUGGCUCAGUAUGAGUGGGAGAUUUACUGCUAGGGAGUUGAGAGUCUGUUUGGCUCAGUAUGAGUGGGAGAUUUACUGCUAGGGAGUUGAGAGUCUGUUUGGCUCAGUAUGAGUGGGAGAUUUACUGCUUGGGAGUUGAGAGUCUGUUUGGCUCAGUAUGAGUGGGAGAUUUACUGCUAGGGAGUUGAGAGUCUGUUUGGCUCAGUAUGAGUGGGAGAUUUACUGCUUGGGAGUUGAGAGUCUGUUUGGCUCAAAAUGAGUGGGUGAUUUACUGCUAGGGAGUUGAGAGUCUGUUUGGCUCAGUAUGAGUGGAAGAUUUACUGCUAGGGAGUUGAGAGUCUGUUUGGCUCAGUAUGAGUGAGAGAUUUACUGCUUGGGAGUUGAGAGUCUGUUUGGCUCAAUAUGAGUGGGAGAUUUACUGUUAGGGAGUUGAGAGUCUGUUUGGCUCAGUAUGAGUGGGAGAUUUACUGCUAGGGAGUUGAGAGUCUGUUUGGCUCGGUAUGAGUGGGAGAUUUACUGCUUGGGAGUUGAGAGUCUGUUUGGCUCAAUAUGAGUGGGAGAUUUACUGCUAGGGAGUUGAGAGUCUGUUUGGCUCAGUAUGAGUGGAAGAUUUACUGCUAGGGAGUUGAGAGUCUGUUUGGCUCAGUAUGAGUGGGAGAUUUACUGCUUGGGAGUUGAGAGUCUGUUUGGCUCAAUAUGAGUGGGAGAUUUACUGCUAGGGAGUUGAGAGUCUGUUUGGCUCAAUAUGAAUGGGAGAUUUACUGCUAGGGAGUUGAGAGUCUGUUUGGCUCAAUAUGAGUGGGAGAUUUACUGCUAGGGAGUUGAGAGUCUGUUUGGCUCAAUAUGAGUGGGAGAUUUACUGCUAGGGAGUUGAGAGUCUGUUUGGCUCAGUAUGAGUGGGAGAUUUACUGCUAGGGAGUUGAGAGUCUGUUUGGCUCAGUAUGAGUGGAAGAUUUACUGCUAGGGAGUUGAGAGUCUGUUUGUUCAAAAGUUGAGUUCAUCCAGUGCACUGAUGUGAAGUUUUAAUUUAAUUUUGGUUGUUGAUAAUUGUUCUGCCAUGGACGGAAUUUUGUGCUAUUUUAUUGACACGUGUAUAGUAUUAGACAACCAGGAUGCCCAGUAUAUAAUGUUGGAGUUAUUUGCCAUUUAGAUCUUGGAGGAGCUGUCCCCCCGACGCCAUGGAGAAAAGGUUGUCAGUGAUCUGGAGAAUAUUAAUCAGUCUCGUAGAUAUGAUGAUGAGGACUCACUGAACCAGGAAGAUCACCAAGAUCACCAUGCAGGUGAGCACGUGAAUGGCAGCUCCAGCAAAACCACGCUGAUGGGAGUGCCUGUGUCCCUGAGGAACCCACCUCCAUUGACACGAUAUCUGCAGAGCUACCAUGAGCGCAGUAAGUCCAUCAGCUCAUCCUUGAAAUGUGUUAAUCAGCUCAUCCUUAAAAUGUAUUUAUCAGCUCAUCCUUAAAAUGUGUUAAUCAGCUCAUCCUUAAAAUGUAUUAAUCAGCUCAUCCUUGAAAUGUAUUAAUCAGCUCAUCCUUGAAAUGUAUUAAUCAGCUCAUCCUUGAAAUGUGUUAAUCAGCUCAUCCUUGAAAUGUAUUAAUCAGCUCAUCCUUGACAUGUGUUAAUCAGCUCAUCCUUGACAUGUUUAAUGUUUUUGUCAUUUGAAAUUGUUAAAAAAAAUGAUUGCUGGAAACAUGGUUAAAACAUUGUCGACAACUUUUUGAAAUCCAAAUUUAGAUAAACAAUGAACAAAUAUCUAUAAAGUAAAGGCAAUAAAUAGAACUACACUUUUUCUAGUGUCAUCUGAUGAGCUGCCAGUGAAGAGGUCAUUAGAGAAAGAGCUGUUGUCACCAUCUAAGCCUGCUGACACAUCACUCAACUUGUCUCGGCUGUCAGUGGGCGGAGACAAGCAGUUAAGGGGCGGAGUUUACAGCAGUCCUAUGCCCAUUGCCAAGGUUAAGCACAAGGUGAGAAGUUAUUUUGUAAGCAAGGAUUAAAUAUACAACUGGGGUAUAAAAAAACAACUUAAAAUCCUGGGGGUAAAUGAACAUAAAUAAAUUUAAAAAUUUAAUAAAAGUGUUCCUUGUUAUCACUGAAAUUUUGUUCUGGCAAUGAUUUAUCUGGGGCAGUUUAAUAGAGAAUACACACCCAAUAUGUGGCUAGUACUGGCUCGGCAGCUAACAAAACGGCACGUCUUGUAUAUGUCAUUUCGCUAUAGUUGCCAAUCAUACUCUAAUUAAUUUGGAGGAUUUAUUCAUUUAUUUUUUGCAUUUAUCUUAUAUUUUUAAAAAAAAUACAGUCCCUGUAUAGAUUAUUAUUAUAUUAUUAGAUAUUACCCCACUCCCUGCCAUUCAACAUCACUUGAAAAUAUUGAGGAAUAUUAAAAGUUAUCUUCUGAUAUUGUAAAACUUCUAAUGCUCAAAAAGGAUAUUUGGGGCUGAAAAUUUGAUAGAAAGUGUUGUCAUCUGCAACAAGUCUAUGUGCCAAGUUUCAGCUCAAUAGUUUGACAGGAAGCCGCAAACAAAAGCAAAGUUAAUAGGAAGGUUAAAAAAUAAGCAGCCCUUUUUAACUAUGAAUUACAGCCUACCUUAUAGAGCACCUUUAUUUAUUUGUGAAAAUAUGUUCUUAAAAUCUUAUUUUGUAAAUAAAUUUAGACCGGGUACCUAAAAUCUGUUGAAAUGACUUUUUACUGUUUACCCAGAAGUCCCCAAGAGCGAGUAAGUCUUAUGAUGACACACAUCGCAGCUCUCCUUGUGAAGAUGUCACCCGUAACUCCGUCCAUUGGGCCUUUGACGCACGCACCCGUCCUGCCGAUGAACCCGCACCGCACCCGAGGCCCGUGUCAAGUGAACAGUCACUUGGUGACUCUGAUGAUGUCUUGUCUCCCAGGUGACCAAAUUACCUCAGGUUACCAUGAAGAGUUGAAUAUAUAUGUUUGAACAUUUUUUCACCGAGAGCCCUACUGUAGUAUUAGGAUUUUCUCUUGGUGAAAGGCAAUAGUUGCUCAUUGUUAAAUGUAAUGGCAAGGUAUAUGUGCUAAUUUAUGCUACAAAAUAAUUGGGAGAUUCUGAGAAUUUAUUUUUGACAUGACGGGGUUCACUGAUUUGAAACUGGAAGAGAAAGAAAUUUGUUUUCUCUAUAUUUAACUUCUUCAGGAAGCAUUCAUUGUUUCACAUGACCCUGCUUCAUUAAAACAAAUUGUAAUAUGGAUAUAGGUUUAUGUUUUAUAGUGUGGGUAGGCAGGUUUAUGUUUUAUAGUGUGGGUAGGCAGGUUUAUAUUUUAUAGUGUGGGUAGGCAAGUUUAUGUUUUAUAGUGUGGGUAGGCAGGUUUAUGUUUUAUAUUGUGGGUGGGCAGGUUUAUGUUUUAUAGUGUGGGUAGGCAGGUUUAUGUUUUAUAGUGUGGGUGUGCGGGUUUAUGUUUUAUAGUGUGGGUGUGCGGGUUUAUAUUUUAUAGUGUGGGUAGGCAGGUUUAUGUUUUAUAGUGUGGGUAGGCAGGUUUAUGUUUUAUAGUGUGGGUGGGCAGGUUUAUGUUUUAUAGUGUGGGUGGCCGUUUCAACAUUUGUUUUAUUUUUUUAAUGGCAUUUUUUCCUAUUUCAGGACGAGAAUCGGCUUGCGUGAGAAACACGCAAAACAUCUGGCUGAUCUGAAGGCCUACUAUGAGGAGGAGCUCAGGGAAAUGCGUCAGAUGCUGAUGGCCAGGCAAGAAAGGGGCGGUGGGGAUGGCGGCCUUUCAGGCAUUUCUGCUGGGGAGAAAAUUCUGGCCAAUGAAAACCACGAACUUCGCCAGAAAUGUCAAGAAUAUCAGGAUGUGCUUCAUGAUGCUAAAGUGUAAGUGAGAAUUGUGUUGGUUACAACAUCCAGACAUGUUAAUUUAUUGAGUUCUGAGGAUUAGCUGAGGAUCAACAAAAACUGACGUUGUGUUAUUGGGUCAUUUCUACAAUAUGUGAUGAGGAAUUGAUUUGUAAAAAGUCUUACUAGGAUUCCAAAAUUUUUUAUAAUUAAAUUCUUACUCAAGUUUCCUGGUAACUAUAAAUUUGGUAUCAGGAUGUCACUGGAUUUUUUGGUGUUUUAUUAUGUGUUGCAACAAGAUGACCCCACGAUAAAUGACAUGAUAAAAUCAGACUGCAGCCUGCCUUUUUUUGCUAUAGAUAGCCUCCCUUUGAGAUUCUGUUUAGCUGGGGGGAGGGUGGGAUUUUUUAAAGAUUUGGCGUGGUCGUUAAAUGUUGCUUGGAUGUUAACUCCAAACAGUCUUUGUUCUUACCUGCUGUACCACGCAGCCACCUUAGAAGUUUAUCUCCCCUUAACCAGAGAGAGGAGCAUGUUCAAAAUUGUUUAAAAUAUGAUGGAAUAACAUUUAUGGUUUUGAUGACUGCCCAUGUGAAUAGACACAGAACCCCUUCAGAAUAGACACAGACCCCCUUCAGAAUAGACAUGGACCCCCUUCAGAAUAGACACCGACCCUGUUCAGAAUAGGCAAAGACCCCCUUCAUAAUAGACACAGACCCCUUUAGACUAGAUUUAAAAUCCCUUCAGAGUAGACACAGACCUCUUCAGAAUAGACACAGACCCCCUUCAGAAUAGACACAGACCCCCUUCACAAUAGACACAGAACCCCUUCAGAAUAGACACUGACCCCCUUCAGACUAGACUUAAAAUCCUUUCAGAAUAGACACAGACCCCCUUCAGAAUAGACAGACCCCCUUCAGAAUAGACACAGACCCCCUUAAGAAUAGACACAGACCCCCUUCACAAUAGACACAGAACCCCUUCAGAAUAGACACAGACCCCCUUCAGACUAGACUUAAAAUCCUUUCAGAAUAGACACAGACCCCCUUCAGAAUAGACAGACCCCCUUCAGAAUAGACACAGACCCCCUUCACAAUAGACACAGACCCCCUUCACAAUAGACACAGACCCCUUCACAAUAGACACAGACCCCCUUCACAAUAGACACAGAACCCCUUCAGAGUAGACACAAACCCCCUCCAGAAUAGACACAGACCCCCCUUGAGAAUAGACAAAAAAACCCUUCAUAAUAGACACAGACCCCCUUAAAAUGGACACAGACCUCCUUUAGACUAGACUUAAAAGCCCUUCAGAAUAGACAAAGUCCCCAUUCAGAAUAGACAAAGACGCCCUUCAUAAUAGACACAUACCCCCUUAAAAAUGGACACAGACCCCCUUUAGACUAGACUUAAAAUCACUUCAGAAUAGACACAGACCCCUUCAGAAUAGACACAUACCCCCUUCACAAUAGACACAGACCCCCUUCACCAUAGACACAAACCCCUUCAGAAUAGACACAAACCCCCUUCACAAUAGACACAGACCCCCUUCACAAUAGACACAGAACCCCUUCAGAAUAGACACAGACCCCCUUCACCAUAGACACAGACCCCUUUCAGAAUAUUCACAGACCCCUUCAGAAUAGACACAGACCCCCUUCAAAAUAGACUCAAAUCCCCCUCAGCUGGGUUUGGAUGUUAACGAAUGAAACUCUUGUGUUACAGAGAAAUCAGAGAGCUGCAGCAGAAAAUUCAAGGACUGGAAAUAAGAGCUGUGAGUGCUAAAGCUUUGUACCUCCUUGUUCACUGAAAAGGGACACAAAGCUCAACUUCAGUUAACUGUCGCUCUUUCAGCUGUAAUGACUAGAAAAAAAAACACCAACAUUUUUAUGUAGAAUUUUUCCUGUCUUAUUUUAACAAAAGUUGUCAAAUAAUCUUUUCUUGUAGUUUCAUGUGCACAGGAAAGGGACAUAAUGACCAAACAUAAUAUCAAAGAUAAUAAUACACUUUUACUUGUAAGCAUGUUGUCAGGGUGUUGGCCUAACUAACACUGAUUAAGGUUAGAAGGUUGAGAUUGUUAAACUUGCUGUUAUCAUAUAAAGUUUUAAAUUCUUGAAUUAAAUAGGCUGGAUAGGCCUUGAUGUAACGCAUGUAUGAAUAACCUGGUUACUUCCAUCCAUUCCCUGGACAGACUGACUAUGCUGAGCGCUACGACACAUCCCAGGCUCAGGUCUUAAGCUUGAAAUCUCGCCUGGAGGAAGUCACGGAAUUCGCCAGGGAGAAGGAGUCCAUGGCGGCAGAGGCUGAGUUGAAGCUCAAGAAAACAGCAGAGUCUCUUCAGAUGGCCUACAAGGUACUGUCCCCUGCCACCCAUUGAAAUCUUCUCUGUAUAUUUUGGUGACUUGGCCAUUUCUCAUGUCAUUUGUGAUGUGCUCAUUUCGUAGACAGUGGCAUGGGGCCUGUCCAGCUUCAUGUUAUGACCUCAGGUUUAGAUGAAGGAAAAUGUUAAGGAAAACAUUUUGAGUAAUGCAGCGGAAAUAAUCGAUUCUGUUAGAAGCCUGUCAUCAUCCUGAAAUUUGUUAAGAACAAAUUAGCUGUAAAGCAAAGUAUACAAAAUAUGAACCACACGUUUUUGUAAGAUCAUUUUGGCAUAUGCCCUUUGGUCUGCAUAUUUUUAAAUUUAAUUUUUUAUUUUUUUUUGAGAUACAUUUAGAAAGUUAUCUUAGUAAGUGUUUCUUUCUUUUAAAACAUCCUUCUUUUCUUAUAUUUUUUAGAAAGAGAAAGAAUUAACAGAGUCUUUGCACAGUGCUAAAACAACCAUUCAGAGGGUAAUAAGAACUGUUUGUCAUUUGACUGGUUUAAAAUUGCACAGCAGCUGAGAGUUUAUGUAAUUUGCAAAAGGUUCAGUAAAGAUUCAGUGCUGUAAAUAAAGAUUCAGUGUUGUAUUCCAAUGCAUGCUGUUUUACUUCUGAUCAAUUUCUGAAGACAAUAAAUAUUCUAUCUAAAAUGAACAUUGGUAAUUACCGUAUUUAUUGGCGUAUAACAUGCACUUUUUCUCCCCGAAAAUAGGGGGCAAAUCAUGUGUGCGUGUUAUACGCCGAUAUAAUGUUUAGUUUUUUUUCCUGAAAUUUCCUUCUUAAAUUGAGGUGCGUGUUAUACGCGGGGGCGUGUUAUACGCCACUUGUGAGGAGAUACUGAUCUUCCAUGGACCGCCUCCCCAGGUGGCAGAUAGGGGAAAGCCCAUCAGAUAUGGAGGGCACCGGGGAAAUAAAAUACCCGGGGUGGACCAAAAUCAGUACCUACUGCCUUGUACGAAGUGGAGGGAUCCACAUAGGCUAGGGACCCGACCCAAUACAAAGGCAGCUACCCUGAGAGCUGCAAGGGGCAUCCCCCCAGACGGUUGUGCGCAGGGCUGACGACCCUGUCACGUAAAAAAGCUAAUGUUACGAAAGUAAAACCACAAUCAGAAAAACGGACUGACAUUUAUGGAUUUUGAUCCAUGCCUGACCACAAACAUGACACAUGGAUAGCGACCUGGAAUGUACUCAGUUUAUACAGAGCAGUGAUGAAUUACUUAGAUAUAGAAUCGUGAUUGCGGCACUACAGGAGAUUAGAUGGAAAGACUCAGAUAUCCUAAAUACAAAGGAAUAUACAAUAUUCUACAGUGGAAACAACACAAAUACCUUAGGAACAGGUUUUGCAGUCAAAAGAGAGACAGUAAAUGCAGUCAUUGGGUUUAAACCAGUGAGUGAAAGAUUAAGGAUAAGAGGAAAAAUGUUUAACAUCACGUUAAUCUGCGCUCAUGCACCAACGGAAGAUACAGAUGAAAGCAUGAAGGAAACUUUCUACAAAACACUGGAAAGAGUAUUUGAUGAGGCUCCACGACAUGAUAUCAAAAUAGUCCUUGGAGAUUUCAAUGCAAAAAGGAAAUGAUAAUCAAUAGCACAGUAUUCCAACAUAAACAAAUACAUAAAGCAACAUGGAUAUCUCCAGAUGGAUUUACCCGUAAUCAAAUAGACCACAUACUCAUCGACCGGAGGCAUGGCUCGGACAUAUCAGAUGUGAAAAGUUGUAGAGGGGCGGACAAAGACUCAGACCACAUGCUUGUUAGAAUCAAAUAUAAGCAAAGAAUUUGUAACAUCCACAAUAAACAAAAUGAAAGAGAAAAACAGUACAAUAGACAGAAACUUAGUAGGGACCCAAAAAUUACUGAGGAAUAUCAACAGAAGAUUGAAACUCUACUGGAAUUAUCCAAAAGAGAAUCAGCCAGCAACGUUGAUAUAAACGGCAAUGGGAAAAGAUGAAGCAAAUAGUCACAAGUGUAACAGAGGAAACGAUUGGAUUUAAACCAGCAAUGAAAAGAACAGGAUGGUAUGAUGCAGAAUGCAAAGAACUUAUAGAACAAAGAAACAAAGCUCGGCUAAUGAUGCUGCAAAGGGAAACAAGAAGAACACAACAAUUAUAUAAUGAAGCAAGAAGGGUGGCCUGCAAAAUUUGCAGAAAGAAAAAAACGUGUUUGGGAAAAAUCAAAAAUAGUAGAGAUAGAAGAGUUGGCAAAAGAAAGAGAUGUGAGGGCAAUGUACCUGAAGAUAAAGGAGGAAAAGAAUGGCUUUCAAGCAAGAUCCCACAUGUGUGAAAGCACGGAUGGAGAAUUGAUCACAGAGAGCAGUAGAGUACUAGAGAGAUGGGCACAACAUUUUGAAGGCUUACUGAAUGGCUCAGGUGGAGGAACCAAUGAGGAUUACGCCCCGCCACAAGGAGGACCGGACCCACUGGUCAACCAACCAACUUUAAAUGAAAUAAAAGAUGUAAUCUCCACCAUGAAAAAUAACAAAGCCCCAGGAAUAGACCUUAUCCAUGCAGAACUCAUAAAGCUAGGUGGUAGCGAACUGCAUAGGCAAAUACACGAACUUACAACCAGAAUCUGGCAGGAGGAAGAAAUGCCAACUGAAUGGGACACGGCACUCAUAAUCCCAAUCCACAAAAAGGGAUCUGGUUGAUCUGCCCAAACUAUAGAGGUAUCUCUCUUCUUAAUGUAAUGUACAAAAUCCUCAGAAAACUUAUAGCGAGAAAAUUGGAAAAGUAUAGUGAACAGAUCCUAGGGGACUAUCAAUGUGGAUUCCGGCAGAAUAGGUCAACCACGGAUCAUAUUUUUACGAUAAGAUGUCUCCUGGAGAAAUGCUACGAAUAUAACAUCGACAUACACCAACUAUAUGUGGAUUACAAAACAGCAUACGAUAGCGUAAACAGGAAUUACUUAUACAAUGUUUUACAAGAACUUGGAGUCCCUAACAAGCUUACUCGGCUCAUACACAUGACAAUGGCCAACUCCAAAAGUAGAAUCAAGGUUCAGGGAGAAUACUCUAGGGAGUUCAUAGUUAAUCGGGGCCUCAGACAAAGGAGACUCACUAUCAUGUAUCCUGUUUAACAUCACGCUAGAAAAAGUUAUUAGAAGCAUACACAUUAGCACCAGUGGAACCAUAACAAAUUAUUUCCAGAGAGAUACUACAGAGCAACGACCAUCAGGAACCUUAUAUAGCCAACCAUUGCAGUACCUGGCCUAUGCAGAUGAUAUAGCACUACUGGGUAGAAACCGUAAUGUCAUAAUUAAAGCAUUCAUGGAACUUGAAAAUGCCUCAUUCAAAGCUGGCAUGGACCGAAGACAAAAUAUAUGAUAAUGUCAAGAAACUCCCAUGCUGAUAAUAACAUCAAUAUAAACAACCACAAAUUUGAGAGAGUGGCCACAUUUAAAUAUCUAGGGGCAACUAUAAAUGAGCACAAUGAGAUAAUGUCAGAGGUGAAUGCAAGGAUAACAACAGGCAACCGUUCCUAUUUCAGUCUACAAAAGCUACUGGGAAACAAAAACCUAUCAAGGGGAACAAAGAAGACAAUAUACACCACCAUCAUAAGACCUGUAGUAACGUAUGCUAGUGAGACCUGGACCCUCACCAGAAAAGCAGAGAACCUGCUCAACACAUGGGAGAGGAAAAUCCUGCGCAAAAUAUACGGACCAGUGAUAGAAAAUGAUAUCUGGAGAAUACGUACAAACCAAGAACUUCACUAUUUGUACAAAGAGCCACCCAUAGUCACAAUGAUAAAAAAGGCAGAAUACGCUGGGCAGGUCAUGUUGAAAGGAUGCCGGAAUGCAGAGCAGCCAAAAUUACAUACAGGCAGAAGCCUAGGGGUAGACGACUCAUCGAUCGCCCAAGGAUGAGGUGGGUUGAUGAUGUGGAGACAGAUUUACACCAGUUGGGGGUUCGAGCAUGGAGACGGAAAGCCAUGGAUCGCUCCGAAUGGAAGGAUGUGGUGGAGCAGGCCAGGGCCCUACAUGGGCUGUAGUGCCAUUGAUGAUGAUGUGUUAUACGCCAAUAAAUACAGUACUUAUAAAUUGUAAGGCACAGACAUCUUCUCUAAGAAAUUUUAAUUUAUUAUCUGAAUUUGAUGAUUUCUUUAUCUGUUGUUUGUUCUAUUUCCAGUUGGUUGAUAAGUAUGAAACACUAGAGAAAGAUUAUGGCCUUCUGAAGGUAAAUACUACUAAAAAAAGAGAUGAUUUUUACUCUACAAUAAAUCAAAAUUUUAUGGUUAAGCUAAGACUAGUUUAAAGGCCUUAGAUUUCAUUUUAUGGUUAAGCCAAGACUAGUUUAAAGACCUUAGAUUUCAUUUUUAUGGUUAAAUUAAGACUAGUUUAAAGGCCUUAGAUUUCAUUUUAUGGUUAAGCCAAAACUGUACAUUAAAAGCCAUAUAUUUCAUUUUAUGGUUAAGCUAAGACUGUGCAUUAAAAGCCAUAAAUUUCAUUCUAUGGUUUAGCUAAGACUAGAUUAAAAGCCAUAGAUUUCAUUUUAUGGUUUAGCUAAGACUGUAAAUAAAAGCCAUAGAUACCAUUUUAGGGUUUAGCUAAGACUGUAGGGCACUUUUGAAUUUGUAGCAUUCAGAUAAUUUAUUUCUACCUUAAACAACUCCAUAUUAAUUUUUUAUUUUUUUACAAAAUUCAAUUAUUUCAUUACUUAUGAUGGUCAAACAUCCUUUCCCACUCCCAUACCUUCAACUGGAAUUGUGAUAGAUUGGGUAACAAAUUAAAUUAAUAACUUUUACACAAUAUGUCAAUACCUUCUCAAUUGCCAUCAAAUUAUUUUUUAAAAUCCCCCUGUGAUGUCAUAACAUUUUUCAGAUUAAUGGAUUUGAUACAUUGAAUUAGAGUUCAGAGAAAUAAUUCUGACUAGAUUAAAAUUAAUGCAUCUAAAAUUUCCUUGAUUGAUUAUUUAUUUAUGAAGCAAUCACAUCUCAUUUUGUCUUCUUUGAGUCUUCUUCUUCUUUUAUAUAUCUUAAGGGCCCACAAUCAAUUUAUUGAUCAUUUUGGCUCCUAUGCAUGUAGAGGGCAUUAGCAAUGUUUCUGUGCCUGGUGUGGAUGAGGAUAUUUUACUGGUUGCAAGGGCUUCUUUGUGAGGGUAUCAUGCACUGGGCGUUGGAAGGCUUGAGGCAAUAGACACAAAUGUGUACAGUGUUGUCGCCUCAACUGUUCCUUUUGAAAGCUUGUUCCAGUCCCUGAUUGUCUUUGGCAGGAAUGGCAGUUCCUAUACUGGCUUCUCGCUGGUAUGAGCCGGCAUUGCCUGUCACGGCCUCGUACCUGUCUAUGUUUGAAGAUGGGAAGAUGUGUGUGUUUAUUUAUGCCUGCUAUAAAUAAUUUAUUCAAGGAAAAUAAAUAUUUUAAUCCACAAUUACAGGAAUCUUUGUCAGCAACUGAACAAAAACUUUACAGUUCAAGGUCAGAGGUCAUGGACGCCAACAAGUAAUGAUGUUUUGCGGGUUUUUUUUGUGGUGUUUUUAUAAAAAUUUAAAAAUCUGACAUUUUAACAAAAAAAUUAAAAUGUUUAAUCAAUUUUAAAUGAGAAAAUACAUUUUUAUAGUAAGUUCAAGAUUCAAAUUUCUUAGAAAGACUGCACCUUCUAUGUUUUAAAAUUAAUAGAUUAAAAAAAAAAAAUUGAAGCAUUUACUAAAUAAGCUGUUGAAAAAGAUUAACUUUAGCCUUAAGAAAAUUGUGGAUAACUUAAUAUACUAUAACUUAGUUUUCUCUCUUUUUUUUUUACCAUAAAUAGAUUGUCCCUGAUCAGUUGCAUUUUUUAAAAAUUAAUAAUUUUGUGCGUGUGUUGGGGAGGGAAACACACAUGUUUGUACAAAAGUCCUAUUUGUAAAAAUUGACAUAAUUGGGAAACCAUUAUAUAAUAUCAUUAAAAAAAAAAAACUUUCUUACUUUAUAUUUGGACAUUAAAUGUCAAAUUCUUGAUUUACAAGGAUUAAUACGAAUGAAUUCCUCCCCUUGCUUCCUAAGUCCAUUGUAAUUGAACUAGAGCCACUGGUCUCCUGCCAGUUUCUUCAUUCCCAUAAGAUCAAGGUGUGUUUUAAAUGCUCCUUUCCCUCACACAGCCACCUCUCCAAGGCGCAGUUGGAAAUCAAACACCUGAGACAUGACAAUGAAAUAUUAAAGCAUGACCUUGCCAUGGCACGCAGGUAGGAUACUUUAACUUUAUUGUUUGUACUCUAUUGAACAACUGCUGUAAUAUUAAUUUAUGUGUAACAACAUUGUGGCAUUUUAUUAAAUAUUUUAAUUUUUUUUUACAUUUUCUGUUGCUGCUUCUUUUUGAUCUAUAAUAAAGAAAAUGAUAUACGUAAAUAAAGUGAUUUACAUAAAGAAAGUGAUUAUAUAAAGAUAUUGAUUAACAUAAAGAAAGUGAUUAUAUAAAGAUAUUGAUUAACAUUAAGAAAGUGAUUGUUUAAAGAUAUUGAUUAACAUUAAAGUACGUCACAUGGACGUCAUAUUUCUUUAUUCGUUAAUCUAUAGAGAAGGUAAUAAGCAAAUCGGAUAAAGAAUGAAAAAUACCAAAAGUUUCUUUUUUUAAGUUUUUUUAUUGCCGAGUCAGCAAAAAUCAAUGCCCAAAACCAGCGGUAAUGAAAGGGUUAAAGAGUAAAAAUAUAUUUAUACUAGUAGUCGGCAUUUGUGUUUCACAAUUUAACAUGUCAUUAAAAAAAUUUUUUGUUGUUGUUUUUCCCUGUUGUAAUACCAUGCUAAAUUAUUUUGUGUGAUGCCUCUUAUUAUAAUAUCAGUUAGCAUACAGAUUUUUUUUUACCCCCUGUAACACCAACAGUUCACAGACCAUGAAAACAAGCUAUGAAGAGGCAUACUCACCAACCGGCCAUCCAAACUACGGCAGCCCUAAUAAGUCAAGGACACGUUCAGCAGACAGGUGAGGGAAAACAUCCGCCAUUUUGGUCAGUUGAAAUUUUUGGGCCGACGGGAUGUAAUAAUAUUUUUUCAUAUGAAUUGGUGCACAGGUUUGUAGCAAGUUUGCUCACAGACAAAUACUUUAAUACAUCGCAAUGAGGCUUAAAAUUACAGAAUGUAUUGUUAUGCUAUAGUUAUUUCCCCAAUCAAAUGAAAACUGCAGAUAAGGGGUAAAAAAAACGUACACAUUUUUUUGUUGAAAAUGAGGCAUUAUAUGGGAAAACUGUCAUAAUACACAAAAUAAAAUCAUAGAAAAUAUCUUAAAAUUGUAUAGGUUUUUAGACAAGUUUGUAUUAAGGAGCAUGUUCUAAUAUUUGCUUCAGACCAACACAUAAAACUGGAUUUAGUCACAGUAUUUUUACUCUUCAAUGCACAUUUUUAAAAAAAAGGCCAACGUCACUUAGCAGCUUUAUGUUGAUUACCCUACUCAAAGUAAUUAUGUACAACCUUAUCCCUGUUAUUCAGGUCAUACCCGAACCCAACGAGGGGACGGAUAGAAUCAGCUCGCAGCAACUCGUCUUCACCUGUUUCAGACACAGACAGUGGCGACCACUUGAGGUCACCCAUUCUGAGAGCGGAGAAGGAGCUGAGGAACUUGCAGAAGUCGUUUAGCAGCCAGGAGUUCACACCCAAGCUGCAGAGAAAGUUUUACGGCAGUGAAGCAGUGAUGGGGCGGGGCGGUAGGCCUAUUGAGUUGUGAUAAAGACUUUCAUUGGUUUUUAACCUUAUGAUGUUCACUCUACCCCUUGUUCUCUAGAACAUGUAUAUUUUUUAUCCUGGUUCUAAAUAUCUAAUUUUACACCUUGUUCAAAAUGUCUAUUUUUUAUCCUGGUUCUAAAUAUCUAAUUUUACUCCUUGUUCAAAAUGUCUAUUUUUUAUCCUGGUUCUAAAUAUCUAAUUUUACUCCUUGUUCAAAAUGUCUAUUUUUUAAUCCUGGUUCUAAAUAUCUAAUUUUACGCCUUGUUCAAAAUAUCUAUUUUUUAUCCUGGUUUUAAAUAUCUAAUUUUACUCCUGGUUCAAAAUGUCUAUUUUUUAAUCCUUGUUCUAAAUAUCUAAUUUUACUCCUUGUUCAAAAUGUCUAUUUUUUAUCCUGGUUCUAAAUAUCUAAUUUUACUCCUUGUUCAAAAUGUCUAUUUUUAAUCCUGAUUCUAAAUAUCUAAUUUUACUCCUUGUUCAAAAUGUCUAUUUUUUAUCCUGGUUCUAAAUAUCUAAUUUUACUCCUUGUUCAAAAUGUCUAUUUUUUAUCCUGGUUCUAAAUAUCUAAUUUUACGCCUUGUUCUAAAUAUCUAAUUUUACUCCUUGUUCAAAAUGUCUAUUUUUACUGCUGGUUCUUUCUAUAUUGUUCAUGCCCCCAUCACCAUAAAUGUUUGGGAGCUUGAUGAAAGAGAAAUUAUGAACCGAAAUAAAUUUUGAAAUGUACUUUUUUAUUUCUUGCAGUAUUUAUUGCUUGUUUAUUUUUUAAAAAUAGGUUUGUCAUCAUCUACUAAUGCCAUUAACAACUUUGCUGGCCAUCCUUCUCCUGAUAAGCCAACCAGACAGCACCAAAGUCAAGUACGACAUUCUGGCAUUGUCAGGCCCAAUGAUGACGGCAUACCCCCCUCAUCACGAACACCUACCCGAAGCUCGAUUAAAGACGUCAAUCCAGGAAGUGAAAGAUAUAAAGAUAGGCCUCGCCGGGAUCAGAAAGGGAGAACCAACAACAUACCUGCAAAAAGUUAGUUGUGUUUUGAAACUGCCAUCUACCCAAUGGUCUGUGUAGCAAAUAUUUUAUAUGGAUUUUAUGAUUUUGGAGGCCACAGGGAGACUACUAAAAUUUCUAAAACUUGUUUUUAAGCUCCAGAGUACUGGUACAUGAGCCAAAUAAAAAUGUGUAAAUAUGGUGACUUAGUUCCAUCAUUAGAAAGAAGAAAAUUUAGGGAAAGCAAGGAACUUAUGCAAUAUAAAUUAGGAUUCAGAGGUUUAGCAACCUAUUGAGAAAUGUGUCAUCCACUCCUUUUUCUUUUUUUUUUCAAUUUUUCAAACCUGUGCCUGAGAAUAUAGAUUUAAGUAGAAUCAUGUUAUUGUAUGCUGAGGGGAACAAAUGGAUGGGCUAUCACAGACCUGUUCACUUACGAUUUAGGCGUACUAUGUAUGGUUUUGAAGUGUAUAUGUUAUAUUUACUAUAUGUUUAUUUUUUUAAUAUUAAGAUAAUGUAUUAAACGAUUUUGUGAUGAUAUUGUACGAAUUUAAGAGUUUGAGGGUAAACGGGUCUGCUAUCAUUUUCCUGAAUUCUGAUAAAUUCAUAAGAAGUGUAAGUCAGAAGACCAUACUUGCGGUAAGCUGUGAAUUUUGUCUCUUGACUAUCUACCAAACAAUUUUUUAUUUAAAAAAAAAAUUGAAACCAUAUUAAUAAUGAAUUUUAACAAACUCUUAUCCUAUCUAUAAUUAUUUAAAAAGAAGAAAUAUGAUAUGAUCUGAUGUUUUUCUUAAAAGUUUCAGGUAGUGAGAACGGUGUAUCGGGAGAGCAGGCCAUUGACAGAGUCAGGUCAGGGGACAUUGUGUCAAGGCCAGCCUGGGAGGAUGUCUACACAUCCAUGACUCCUGGCAGAUCUGAGAAUGGCGGAGGAAAGAUGGCAGCUUUGAAUUCUGUGAGUCAUUUAUUUUGUAUGAAUUUUACGAUAAUCCAGGGAUUUUUAACCUGGGGACCGUUUACCCUUUUGGGAUCUUAGGAGUGGCUUCAGGUUGUCUGGGUUUUGGCAGUAUCCUCAAAUUAAACUGUAUUAUUCAGGAAAUAAACUAUAACUCAUUACCAACAGGAGAUAUUAAAAAACCUGUUAAAGAACCCUUGAUCUAAUUUGAGUUACAAGUAACAUCUAGAAUAGUACAAAAACUGCUAAAGAACCCUUGAUCUAAUUUGAGAAGUUACACGUAACCGACUAAUCUAAGCAUAGAAUAAAAAUUGCAAAAACACUGAAGGGAAGAGGCUGUUAUUGAAUCAAUCCUCUUGUUUAUUGUUUUCUUUCAAGGCUCGAGACAUGAUGAUCAGGGAACGUCUGAUGAACAUAGACAACCUGGAGAGGAAAUACGAUGACCUGAAUCGGGAAAAAAGACAGGUAUGAUUUCACAAAUCAUUUUCCCUCAAAAAUUUUUAAACUGUGCACACGUGUACCCGUAAUUAAGUUUAAAUUUCAGUUUACAAAAGUAUUUUUAAAAGAUUGGAUGGAAACAUUCACUUUAUUGAACGGAUAGUUUGUAGGCAGCAGUUCUGCUCAAGCCAUCAGUUUGUAGGCAGCAGUUCUGCUCAAGCCAUCAGUUUGUAGGCAGCAGUUCUGCUCAAGCCAUCAGUUUGUAGGCAGCAGUUCUGCUCAAGCCAUCAGUUUGUAGGCAGCAGUUCUGCUCAAGCCAUCAGUUUGUAGGCAGCAGUUCUGCUCAAGCCAUCAGUUUGUAGGCAGCAGUUCUGCUCAAGCCAUCAGCAAAUCACAAUCCUUAAAAGGCUUAACAACUAUACCUUGGUAAAACAUGAGCAUCUAUACCCUGGUAAAAAGUGAACAUCUAUACCCUAGUAAAAUGUGAACAUUUAUACCCUGGUAAAUUAUGAACAUCUAUACCCUGGUAAAAGGUGAACAUUUAUACCCUGGUAAAAGGUGAACAUCUAUACCCUGGGAUGGGAAGAGUUAGGGCAAGGUAGUAAUAGUAUUCAAUUCAAUCCAUUAAAAGUGUUAAAAAGUUAUAUAAAGACAGGACUUUGCGAGAAGUCAUCUUCUUGCGUCAUCUUCGUGAUGCUGUUUCCAUUUGAGUUGGGUAUUGACGCUGCACUUCUUGCAGAGAUUUCCUGCCCAGCAAAGGGACCAAUAACUGUGGCUCAGUGAUAAAGCUAAUGCCACUGUCCCCUCAGUGUUUUCUUUAUGUAGAUAGUGGUGGAUUUGGGAAGGGAGUUCCUCUUGGUAAAUUGUAUUCUUCAGAGAACACCCGUUAUCUAUUUCCAACUUUUGCUGAAAAAUGUUGAAGUCCAUAACCCUAUUUUUACCUUGGUUCCCAUACCUGACAUAUUUAUAUUUAUUUAUAUUUUGAGACUGCCAAACAAGUUUUAAAAAAAAAAUAUACAUUGUUUGUAUCCCAUGAUAAUGUCUUUGACCGGUGCAUGCUGUCAGAUGCCUAGUGUAUUAAUGAAGAAGUAGGAAGCUGGUUAAUUUGAUAAUUUGACGAAUUGGAUUGACCAUGUCAUAGAGCUCUUCAAUGCAAAAGAAUGUCAUAACUUUAAACGGAAACGCUCUCUCCCCAAAUAUGAUGAAUGGCACAGAGUAAACGCUUAUGGCAUAGAAUCUCUGACCAGAUGAAUCCAAUUUUAAAAUUAUAUUUAAAUAGAUUCGGCUUUUCUUGUAAGUUGAAUUUUUCAAAUUUUAUUUUGUAACCUACUGUCACCAGUAUGAGUCUGCUCUCAGCAAGCUGCCUGCCCAGGGUCACCGUGGGGAAAAAGAAAAGCUGGAGGCAGAACUGGACAGAGUGGACCGAGAGCUGGGUUCAGUGCGAAUGUCCCUGAAGCGGUUCCAUGUCCUCAAGUCAACAAUCUGAGCUGCCUCUGCCGCACAUAUGUAACAAGUUGUGUAGUUAGUGUCAGUUCACAUUUAUAAACAAAAUAAUAUUACAAUGAAACAUUUAUAAAAAAAACUUUUUUGUAGAAAUUUGUUUCCUUUGUUUGUACAGAACAUUUUGACAAUAAGUUUUACCAAUUACCUGUCUUGUAUUUUUUUAAAAAAUAUAUAAAAUCACUUAUCGAUGUUUGGAAAGGGUAAACUAAUGCUAUUUAAUGACCUUUAAAUUAAUGCAUGACAGCUGCUAUAAGAUAAAAUUAAAACCAUUUUGUUAUUGUUUGUAUAUACUGCAUUCCGGUCUCGUUUAUUGAUUUAAAGUUGCACUUGAUAUGUUAAUAGUGAGGACUGCUGCUUAUUAUUUUUCAUUAAAAACUCGACCAAACUUUGCGUUGUUCAAUUAAUAUGACACUCGUAGGACCAAAACAGUUAUUAUUAUUAUUAUUUAAAUGAUUGAGCUUCACAUAAAAAUUAUCAAAAUAAGAAAAAACAUGAAAUUAAAAAACAGUUACAGGAGUUAGGGUCAGUAAAUGUUACCGUGACACCCUACUGUAGCUAGGUCAUCAUGCCUGAUAGAGACUGACAGAUUAUAUUUGGUUUUGAAAUUUAUAAUGCAUUUGUUUUUAUUUUAUUUAACUUAUUAUUAUUAUUCCUUUACACGAACUGCCACCGGAAUAUUUUUAUACACUGUCCACCUUUAAUUGUGACCAACAUAUUAUAUUAUAUUUUUGUAUGUCCUUUAAGUCAGCGUUCCCAAAUGGUGGUCUGCGGACCGGCGCCGGUCCGCACAACAUGAAUAUUUAUUGUCAAAUAAAUAAAAUUUAAAAAAAAAUUAAUAAAUACGGCUCCGGUCCCUGGUACAGUUUUGAAACUGGUCCACCUGAACCAAACUUAAAUGUUUGGGGAAACGCUGGUUUUAAGUAUUUAACCAAUAGCAUUAGAAUGAUUUAUUUUGUCCUGUAGCUUUAGAUGACUUAUUAUUUUAGAAAGAAGGCAAGGCUCUCCUCAAUAUUUAGUCUGUGCCAUUAAGAAUAGUUUCCUCAAUCACCAGUUGGUGCCCAUGUCCUCAAUGAUUGUAUUAAUUAAAAAAAAUUAGCUUACAAGAACUUGUAACCUACAGUGCUGCCUGUGUGAUGUAUUCCAUUAGCAAUAGAAACAAUGCUGUUUAUACCAACAUUCGUAUUAUUCAUCAAUCUUUCAAGUUUUUGCCUAACCUAUGAUAUGAAUAAUGUAUCAUUUUGAAUGAGUGGUUUGUUUUGUAUGUAUAAAUAUUGAAGUUUCUUGAUUUGUGAAGGUGUGUACAUUUUUUCAUCAUUGGGUGGGCCGAAAUCAUCAAAUUUAAAGAAAGUACAUGCAUAAUCCCUAUAGUAUUAUUGGGGAGGGGUCAUUUUUGUCCAGGCUCUACAUUCACAGGUUGGAAAAACUGAUUGCAACCUUUUUUCAACAUGAAAUUUUAAGGGUAUUGAAAUUUUUUAACAGUUUUUAUAAUUUUAUUUGGGCAUUAGAAACAUUUACGUGGGGGUUCUCAGAACAUGCAACUCUCAACCUUAUAUGGCAGUUAGCAAAUACACUUGAAAGAAUAUUUUAAGUUGCAAAAAGAUAUUAAUGAGUGAUUGGUACAAGAAAAAAAAUAUUUUAAAAAAUAUGACAUUAAAAGAGCUGAAAUAUUGCUGUUAAAAUUAUUUUUACAGUAAAUCAUUCAUAUCCUUUAAAUUUAAAGCUCAACUUUUCUCGAGGUGUUUAAAUAAUGAAUAGGAAAUUAUAGUUGCAUCUGAGGCAGAGCUUGUAUCCUCAUCAAGAGUUUUCUAUAUGAAUAUGAGUUCACUAAUAGAUAAGUCCACACUUCUUUUAUAUGAGUUCACUAGUAGACCAGCGUGCGCAAGUUUUCAAACUCAUUUUAUCAUAAUUGGCUUCAAACCUGUAAUGAAGAGAUAUCACAAAGUGGCUCUCACUUCACUACAUGCUAAUGUUUGUAAAUCCGUCCAGCCAUUGACGCCUUUCUGUUGGCAUUAGUAUUAAUAAUAACAAAAUAUUUUGUUUAGUUUUUCUUCUUUUUAAUUAGUUUUGGAGAUAGGAGUUGUUGUUUUUUUCGGAGUCAAACUUUAAAUUCUCUUUGCCUCAUAUUCAAAUUUAUAUUCCUGAUCCAACCAGAUAGCUUUACAUUUUCUUCAAGAAAGACAAAUGGUCCUAUCAUCGGGCUUCAAAAUACUUUUCUGAAAACUUUAUAACAAAAGCCUAUGAAAGGGGGGAAAAAAAACAAAAGAAAGAUAUAUUUUUCUCACUGAUUUAAAACUUUUGUAAAGCUCUUCAAGUUCUUAAGGUUUAUAACAAUAACUUCAGGACUCCUCUGAAAAAAAUCUCUUUUAAUUAAUGACACAAGUUGUGUUAGGAAAAGUUGAAGGGUGUUUUUUUUUUAAGUUAAAAAAGAGAAACAGUCACAGAUGUUUAGAUUAUGAGUGUUCGGGUGUGUGGGAACAGAAUAUUUAUACUGUUUGAGUUUUUCUGAACAUUUGCAGGUAAUCAGCGUUAGAAGGUAGCUGAAGAUUUAAUGUCAUUCAAAAAUGAUAUUUAAAAAAAAAUAUUUUUUUAAAACUUUGGUUUUGUGUUUGAUGUCUUCUUCUUUUGUAACCUUAACUAAGUCAAGUGGUCUGUGAUAUCAAGUUUAAUUUGUAUACAAUGUA